Parathielavia appendiculata is the source of this 1175-nucleotide messenger RNA. RefSeq lists its product as uncharacterized. The transcript is spliced from 2 exons. The record is from RefSeq and is a predicted model, not a curated record. Bases 398 to 946 code for a protein of 182 amino acids. NCBI's taxonomy places the organism in Eukaryota, Fungi, Ascomycota, Sordariomycetes, Sordariales, Chaetomiaceae.
CCUCGACUUCUCCCUCCCUUCCUUUCCUUGCCCUCACUCUGCACGUUGUCUUCUCGAGUGCGAACAUUACCUACGUGGCUCUGAUCUCUCCUUGUCUUCCCUUUUUUCCGUCAGCGCCUUGAACCCGUACACAUCCUCUUACACGCAGUUCUCCCCUUUGUAUUCUUUUUGGCGACCAUUUCUCCGAGCCCUGCUCCUUUAAUGCUUGUCGAUUGCAACCUUCUAGCCGCUCCUUAUUGCGAUCAUAGUUUUUUCUCGACUAAUGCUAUAACUGUAAUCUGAAACUAAGCUCUAUUGUUAGAAGUGAAGGCACUUGAAACUCGGAAACUGGGCUGCCGGUGCCUCUCACCCGACCAACAUCCAGCGGCGCGCCUUCAUCAUCGUGCGCGUUCAGCACAUGACGCAAGCCCGGCUCGAGACGUCGCCGUGCGGCAGCUCCAACUGGUCCGACACAAGCAACGCCUGCGCCUGGGUCAACCUCAAGUUCGUGUACAUGCUGUCCCCCAAGGACGGCAGCAGAUUGGCUGUCACGCUCGAGACCUCACGGUCCCACCUGCCCACGCAGCCCGUGCAGUGGCGCAAAGGCAAGCCGCCGGCGUGGCCCGACAUGGUGCACGGGAACCCCGACCAGUCCCACGGCGUGGACGUCUUAAAUACGGCAUGUUUCAGUGGGGUGACCGGGAGGGUUCUUCGCCUGGUCGGGCAACACAGGGCUAGCCCAUCACCAGAAGGUCAUCUCGUCUUGGGUGACCGCCGACAUCCAGGAGAUUUCGGACGCCUUCAACCGGGUCGCGACGGAGAUGAAUGCCAAGAUUAUGAUGCCGGCGGGCAAUGUAUUCCGUACAAGGGGUUGAAUGUCGAUGACACGGGCAACCUAUACUCGAGCAUGGUGCAUAAUAGGCUGACGAACGGGGAGCAUUUUGUAACCCCGAGUCAUUCCCCCUAAGGUCUCUGACUGGCGCAGCGGCAUUUGGGAGAGCCUUCCCUUCGCUGCUGGGGGUGUAACCAUUUUGGCGACCGCCCACCGCACCGAAUUUCUAGAGCAUCUACCUUUACAAAGAAGGAGAGCAAAAUGGAAACGCGGCUAGGGUAAACUAAAGCCUGUCCACAGAACACAAUACAAAGCCCAUCUUGCAGGACCUCUCUCUCAUAGCUGCUUACGGCCCAAUCCUGCG